CAUGUAACUAAGAAGAAACAGAGUUACUCAUUUAUUACGUCUGUUAACCAAUAUAUUUGCUGCUGGACCGUGUGAAAGCCAACCUAAGGCCCGGAAAUGGCAAUUAUGGAACAUUUGAAUUAAUAUUGAAAUAUAAACAUUCAUUUUGGAUUAACAAUUGACUGUUAUACUGAUGCACUUGAUUAUUACAGCAGUUAUGCUAUGCACAAAUCUGCAAUUUUGUGGGGACUAAUUUCACGCGGCUCACUUGAACGUAUCAUUGUGACGUAUUUCCGACAUUCGGAGAGGUGUGGAAGUGGACCAUGGUUAUGAUGAUCUGCUUGAAGCUUUAGUUUAAUUCAGACUUUUCAUUCUAAUUCAUCGUCUUAUUGUAUUGUAUUUUCACUGUCAUAUUCAAAGUAACUCUGUUUUUGUCACACAAGAAUUGACCGUAAGACCAGAUAGCACAGCCCGUGCUCCCAUCGCAUCUUCUCAUGCACUCUUUGGCCCACGAGAUCCAGGGAUUCUCCAAAUCUCGGCUGAAGAAGCAGAGCACCUGUGUGACCACUGCGACGGGGAAGAGGCUGCUGGAGACUAGGAAUGAUGCAGGAGAGGAGCACCUGGAAUCGCUGGACGAGGGCUGUGGGAUUGUGCUGGAUCACAGCCUGGAUCUUCAGGUUGGAGUAGUUCGACCUUUUUUACUGCUUGCAUCUCAGGAUGCAGCCCAUGACAUGGAGACCCUCCGCACACAUCAGGUGACCCAUGUUUUGAAUGUGGCCUAUGGCGUGUCCAAUCCAUUUCCAGAACAGCUGGUCUACAAGACAGUGCAAAUUCUGGACCUCCCAGACACCAACAUCACUGCUUAUCUGGAGGAAUGCAGCAGCUUCAUUAAUCAGGCCAGAGAACAGAAUGGAGUAGUGCUGGUUCAUUGCAAUGCGGGAGUAUCACGUUCUUCUUCCAUUGUGAUUGGCUACUUGAUGGCACAGGAGAAACUUUCCUUUGAUAGAGCCCACAGCCAGGUCCAGUCUGCUAGGCCUUCAGCCCGACCCAACGCGGGAUUUUACCGCCAAUUACUUCACUACAAGCCUUAAAGGACACACCUGCGUCAGAAGUACUGUAACUAGCUGGACUAAUGUGCUGUGCGUGUUUAGGACAAAUUACAGAUCAUUCUACACUGUGGUUGCUACACACCAAGGAAAAUGCAGAUAUAACCAAACAGCUGCUUUAAAUUUGCACUAUGUAUCUAUGUGGGGAAGGGUCCACCACUAGUUUGUCAUGCAGUGCUAGUGGAAUCAACCCCUCCCAACUUCAAAUUUGAAUCUGAAACACGAGCAAAUAAAAAGAGUGGAGGAGUG
This is a messenger RNA of Boleophthalmus pectinirostris (great blue-spotted mudskipper), 1334 nucleotides long. RefSeq names its product dual specificity protein phosphatase 19-like. Gene Ontology annotation, cellular component: cytoplasm. The transcript is spliced from 4 exons. The record is from RefSeq and is a predicted model, not a curated record. Gene Ontology annotation, biological process: regulation of MAP kinase activity; protein dephosphorylation. The coding region runs from base 474 to 1070 and encodes 198 amino acids. NCBI's taxonomy places the organism in Eukaryota, Metazoa, Chordata, Actinopteri, Gobiiformes, Gobiidae. Gene Ontology annotation, molecular function: JUN kinase phosphatase activity.